AUGGAAUAUAAUCAUGUUGAUCAUGGUGACGUAUUAAUUAAUAAAGCUUUAUUGAAUAGUUUUAUUGAUUUACAUCGUUCACAACUUGAAUUAUCCGGUGUACCACAAAUUUUCUAUCCUACACUAUUUCAUAAACUUCAAAAUCAAAUUUUUGAUGCUGGUGAAUAUUUUGGUAUAGUUGAAGUAGAAAAUGAUGAAGGUGAUACUAUAAAACGUAAAGUUCGCGUAACCGGUGAACAUAAUCUACUCAAAACUGAUCCUUCCAUGAUUUUUCUUAUUGAUCAUGCAUAUACAUAUCGAAUAAAUAAUAUUCGAAAUGAACUUGAACAAUUACCUCAAUUAGUUGAACGACUUUCUCGAUUAAUGUUGAUAUCAUCUGAUGAAGAAAAUAAAAUUGAUGCUAUUAUUGAAAAUAUGUGGAAAUUUAAUCAUACAUAUACAUUAGCUGUUGAUGGUGGUAAUGCUGAAGAUCGUGAACCUUAUUGGUAUAUUCGAGAUGAAUUUGGUUCAGCUAUUGGACAUUCGGAACAAGCAAAUGUUCGUAUGGCACCUUUUCUUUCAAUGAUUGAUGGACAAAUGUAUACAUUAUUAUGGCUUAUUGAAGAUGUUGAAUGUAAUGAAUCAAUUACUGUUGAUUAUCUUUGUGGAACACGUGAUGAAUUAACUCGACGUGCUAAACUUGUUCCUUGGACUGAUGAUGAUCUAGCAGAAGAUAUUGAUUAUGAACAAAUUGAACCAAAUGAACAAUAUUUUAAUACUGGACGAGAAAGUGAAAGUCUUCCAUCAUCGGAUAAUUAUUCAAUAAUUGAUUUAACUAAAGUUAAUCGAAUAAUUAAUGUUUUUACUGAUGUUGAACUUAUUCGUAAUCAUUUACUUGAUAAACGUUUUCAAAUAGUUGAAAAUCAAUCUGAUGCUGAUAUUAUAUUUACAAGAAAACAUUUUAAAGAUUUCAAAAAAUUAUGUGAAGAUACUCAACAAUUAAUAAAUCAAUUUCCAUUUGAAAAUGUAAUCAAUAUAAAAGAUCUAUUAGCUGUUAUGUGUCGUCGAACAUCACCAGCAAUUAAUCAUCAAACACUUCAAUCCUAUCCAUUGUGGUUACCAACGACAUUUAAUUUAACAUAUGAAUUACCAAAAUUUAUUUCAUAUUAUCAAAAUCGAGAAAAAAAAAAUUUAGAUAAUCAUUGGAUUGUUAAACCAUUUAAUUUAGCACGAUCAAUUGAUACACAUGUAACACAAAAUUUAAAUGCUAUUAUACGAUUAGCUGACUCAGGGCCAAAGGUAAAAUAUUUAGAAUCACAAAUGAUUGUAACUCUUCAUCAUCCGAGAGUAACUUCUGUUGGAUAG
Adineta steineri is the source of this 1344-nucleotide messenger RNA. The record is from the annotation of a GenBank genome assembly. Lineage: Eukaryota; Metazoa; Rotifera; Eurotatoria; Adinetida; Adinetidae.